Messenger RNA from Aureococcus anophagefferens, 15801 nucleotides. RefSeq lists its product as hypothetical. Gene Ontology annotation, molecular function: ATP binding; ATP hydrolysis activity; ABC-type transporter activity. The transcript is spliced from 10 exons. Bases 1 to 15801 code for a protein of 5266 amino acids. Gene Ontology annotation, cellular component: membrane. The record is from RefSeq and is a predicted model, not a curated record. NCBI's taxonomy places the organism in Eukaryota, Pelagophyceae, Pelagomonadales, Pelagomonadaceae.
AUGGCCUGGCUGCGACUGUGCGCGCUCAGCGCAGGCGUCGCCGCCUUCCAGAACAACGCGCCGACGACGAAACGGGCCCUCGAGGGCCUGCGCGCCGCGUGGCUCGAAGAACAGCAGUCAGUCGCUGGACUUGACGGUCAGUCCAACGACGAGGCCGAGGUCGCCGCGCGGGCGGCCCUCGACGCGAUCCGCGCCGACGGCCGCCUCGUGAACGACGCGGAGGCCGAGCAGGCCGCGUGGGAGGCCGCGUGGAUCGCGGUCAAGGUCGCGAACCUCGAGCGCCUCAAGAACGAGAAGAACUUCGCGGCGGGCAAGGCCGCCGAGGACGUCAAGGGCUACGUGCCGCCGCUCGGUGGCCGCGCCGCCGGGUCCCUGGACACCUUCGCGCAAGAGAAGCCCAAGGCCGUGGGCGGCUCGUCCGCGCCGGCCUGGCUCGCGGGCAACGUCGCCGGCCUCGGCGAGCAGUCGGCCGCGGAGCAAGCGCUCGCGAGCAUGGAGCAGGAGCGCGUCGCAGCGGCCGCCCCGGCCGCGGCCGCCACCAGCGGCUCGAUGGACCACUUCGCGUCCACGGCGGGCUCGUUCAAGGGCAAGGACCGCGACUUCAAGGCCAUGGGCGCCGCGUCCGGCCCUGAGUGGCUCUCCGGCUCCGCCGCCCCGGCGGCCGCCCCGGCGGCCACAGCCACGCCGGCCAAGGCCGCCGCCAGCGGCAACAUGGACCACUUCGCGUCCACGGCGGGCUCGUUCAAGGGCAAGGACCGCGACUUCAAGGCCAUGGGCGCCGCCGGCAACAUGGACCACUUCGCGUCCACGGCGGGCUCGUUCAAGGGCAAGGACCGCGACUUCAAGUCCAUGGGCGCCGCGUCCGGCCCUGAGUGGCUCUCCGGCUCGGCCGCACCUGCGGCCGCCGCCCCUGCUGCCGCGUCCCCGGCGGCCUCCACGGGCAACAUGGACCACUUCGCGUCCACGGCGGGCUCGUUCAAGGGCAAGGACCGCGACUUCAAGGCCAUGGGCGCCGCGUCCGGCCCCGAGUGGCUCUCCGGCUCGGCCGCCCCUGCGGCCGCCGCCCCUGCUGCCGCGUCCCCGGCCGCCUCGACCGGCUCGAUGGACCACUUCGCGUCCACGGCGGGCUCGUUCAAGGGCAAGGACCGCGACUUCAAGUCCAUGGGCGCCGCGUCCGAGCCCGAGUGGCUCUCCGGCUCCACCACCCCCGCGGCCGCCCCGGCGGCCACAGCCGCCCCGGCCAAGGCCGCCAGCGGCUCGAUGGACCACUUUGCGUCCACUGCGGGCUCGUUCAAGGGCAAGGACCGCGACUUCAAGGCCAUGGGCGCCGCGUCCGAGCCCGAGUGGCUCUCCGGCUCCACCACCCCCGCGGCCGCCCCGGCGGCCACGGCUGCCCCGGCCAAGGCCGCCAGCGGCUCGAUGGACCACUUCGCGUCCACGGCGGGCUCGUUCAAGGGCAAGGACCGCGACUUCAAGUCCAUGGGCGCCGCGUCCGGGCCCGAGUGGCUCUCCGGCUCCGCGGCGGCAGGCAUGGGUUGCCUGCGGUUGUGCGCGCUCCUCACGGCGGUCGCCGCCUUCACGACGCCGCCGUCGGAGCUGGGCGCGACGGCCCUGCGCGGGGUCCUCUCCACGUUCGAGAGAGCGGCCGAGGUCCCCUUCAAAGUCUUUGGGACGGAGUCGGGCGCAAUGCAGCUGCUCCAGCGCCUCCGGACGGGUCGCGAGCCGGGGCCCUUCCCGCGGCGCGGCGACGCCGUCGCCGAGCAGCCGGCGCUCGACCGCGAGACGCGGCUCCGGGACGCCGCGUGGCUCGACCGCGACGCCCUCGCGCCGGUCGUCGAAUCCGUCGAGCCCGUCAAGGCCGCCUCCCUCGACUUCGAGACCAGCGAGGCCGAGCUCGAGGCGCGGGCGGCCGCGGCCGCGCUCCGAUCCGAGGCUCGGCGCGUCGGACGGGCCUCCCGGGAGGCCGCGUGGGUCGCCGCCACGGGCACGAACCUCAAGCGGCUUGAGAACGCCAAGGCCUACGUGUCGCCGCUCAGCGAACGCGUCGCCUACGUGCCGCCGCUCGCCGGCGCGCUCGACGAGGUCGCGGCGGACCCCCUCGACGAGCGCUCGGCGCCGCGCGACGGCGGCGGCCUCGGGCUCACCAGCCUCCAGCGGCGGCGCGUCGCCGAGGAGGAAGCAAACGGCGCCGCUCAGCAGAAGACGGCCGAACUGGGCUUGGCCAGCCUCCAGCGGCAGCGCGUCGCCGAUGAGGAAGCGGGGGGCACCGCUCGGCAGAAGGCGGCCGCGCUGGGGCUAGCCAGCCUCCAGCGGCAGCGCGUCGCCGAGGAGGAAGCGAACGGCGCCGCUCAGCAGAAGACGGCCGAACUGGGCUUAGCCAGCCUCCAGCGGCAACGCGUCGCCGAGGAGGAAGCGAACGGCGCCGCUCAGCAGAAGACGGCCGAGCCGGGCUUAGCCAGCCUACAGCGGCAACGCGUCGCCGAGGAGGAAGUGAAGCAAACCGCUCAGCAGAAGACGACCGAGCCGGGGUUGGCCAGCCUCCAGCGGCAGCGCGUCGCCGAUGAGCAAGCGAACGGCGCCGCUCGGCGGAAGGCGGCCGAACUGGGCUUGGCCAGCCUCCAGCGGCAGCGCGUCGCCGAGGAAGAAGCGAAGCGCAUCGUCGAGGAAGGAGCGGGACAGCUCGACGAGUUCGUGGCGGACGAGCCCGCGAUCAUCGUCGAGGACGCGGCGGACGAGCCCGCGAUCGUCGUCGAGGACCCCCUCGACAAGCGCGCGCCGCCGCUCGGUGACGGCGGCCUCGGCGGCAUCCUCGCGCAGAAGGCGGCCGAACUGGGGCUAGCCAGCCUUCAGCGGCAGCGCGUCGCCGAGGAGGAAGCGGCAAAGCUCAAGGCCGAACAGAAGGCGCUCCUCGAACUCGAAGCGGAGAAGCGCGUCGCCGAGGAGCAAGCGGCACAGCUCAAGGCCGAGCAGGAGGCGCCUCUCCCGGCCGAGGUCGACACGCGAUCGCUCCGAGCGGAGGGCCAGCGCGUCCUCGAAAGCAAGUGGGCUGAGCAGGCGGAGCGCGAAGCCGCCUGGACCGCGGCGUCCGUCGCGAGCCUCGAGCGGGCGCGCGUCGCCGAGGAAGAAGCUACGCAGCUCAAGGCCGGGCAGGAGGCGCUCCCUGCUGUCGAGGAAAUCCUGGACAACAAGUCGGCCGAGCAGGCGGGGCGCGAAGCCACCUUGCGCGCGGCCUCGGUAGCCAGCCUCGAGCGGCUGCGCGUCGCCGAGCAGGAAGCGGCGCAGCUCCUCGCUGCCGAGGAAGGGCAGCGCGUGCGCCGGGCGGAGCGUGAGCGCGUUCUCGCGGCGAAGGCGGCCGAGCAGGCGGAGCGCGAAGCCGCCUGGCGUGCUGCUUCGCUAGCCAGCCUCGAGCGGCUGGCCGAGCAGGAGGCACUCCUCGCAAUCGAAGCCGAGAAAGGCGCGCUCAAAGCGGAGGGCGAGCGUGUCCUGGACGACGAGUCGGCCGAGCAGACGGAGCGCGACGCCUUGCGCACGGCUUCGGUCGCCAGCCUCGAGCGCGUGCGCGUCGCCGAGGCGGAAGCGGCGCGGCUCAAGGCCGAGCAAGAGUCGCUCUUCGCUGGCGAAGAGGAGCGACGCGCGCUCCGGGCCGAGGGCAUGCGCAGCUUGGAGGGCGAGUGGACGGAGCAGGCGGAGCGCGAAGCCGCCUGGACCGCGGCGUCCGUCGCGAGCCUCGAACGGGUGCGCGUCGCCGAGGCGGAGGCGGCGCGCGUCGCCGAGGCGGAAGCGGCGCAGCUCGAGGCCGAGCGAGAGGCGCUCUUUGAGCAGCAGCGCGUCGCCGAGGAGGAAGCGGUCAUGACGGAGCAGGAGGCGCCUCUCCCGGCUGACGUCGGCACGCGAUCGCUCCGAGCGGAGGUCCAGCGCGUCCUCGAAAGCAAGUGGGCCGAGCACGCCGAGCUCGAAGCGGCCUGGACCGCGGCGUCCGUCGCGAGCCUCGAGCGCGUGCGCGUCGCCGAGGCGGAAGCGGUGCGCGUCGCCGAGGCGGAAGCGGCGCGGCUCAAGGCCGAGCAAGAGGCGCUCUUCGAGCAGCUGCGCGUCACCGAGGAACAAGCGGUCACGACGGAGCAGGAGGCGCCCCUCCCGGCCAAGGUCGACACGCGAUCGCUCCGAGCGGAGGGCGAGCGCGUCCUGGAAAGCGAGUGGGCCGAGCAGGCGGAGCGCGAAGCGGCCUGGACCGCGGCGUCCGUCGCGAGCCUCGAGCGCGUGCGCGUCGCCGAGGCGGAAGCGGUGCGCGUCGCCGAGGCGGAAGCGGCGCGGCUCAAGGCCGAGCAAGAGGCGCUCUUCGAGCAGCAGCGCGUCGCCGAGGAGGAAGCGGUCAUGACGGAGCAGGAGGCGCCUCUCCCGGCUGACGUCGGCACGCGAUCGCUCCGAGCGGAGGUCCAGCGCGUCCUCGAAAGCAAGUGGGCCGAGCACGCCGAGCUCGAAGCCGCCUGGACCGCGGCGUCCGUCGCGAACCUCGAGCAGCUGCGCGUCGCCGAGGCGGAAGCUGUCGCGACGGAGCAGGAGGCGCCCCCCGACUGGCUCUCCGGCUCGGCGGCGGCGUCUUCCGCCGCACCCGCCGAGGUCGACACGCGAUCGCUCCGAGCGGAGGGCGAGCGCGUCCUCGAAAGCAAGUGGGCCGAGCAGGCCGAGCGCGAAGCCGCCUGGACCGCGGCGUCCGUCGCGAACCUCGAGCAGCUGCGCGUCGCCGAGGCGGAAGCUGUCGCGACGGAGCAGGAGGCGCCCCCCGACUGGCUCUCCGGCUCGGCGGCGGCGUCUUCCGCCGCGCCCGCCGAGGUCGACACGCGAUCGCUCCGAGCGGAGGGCGAGCGCGUCCUCGAAAGCAAGUGGGCCGAGCAGGCCGAGCGCGAAGCCGCCUGGACCGCGGCGUCCGUCGCGAACCUCGAGCAGCUGCGCGUCGCCGAGGCGGAAGCUGUCGCGACGGAGCAGGAGGCGCCCCCCGACUGGCUCUCCGGCUCGGCGGCGGCGUCUCCCGCCGCGCCCGCCGAGGUCGACACGCGAUCGCUCCGAGCGGAGGGCGAGCGCGUCCUCGAAAGCAAGUGGGCCGAGCAGGCCGAGCGCGAAGCCGCCUGGACCGCGGCGUCCGCCGCGAACCUCGAGCAGCUGCGCGUCGCCGAGGAGGAAGCGGUCACGACGGAGCAGGAGGCGCCUCUCCCGGCCGAGGUCGACACGCGAUCGCUCCGGGCGGAGGGCCAGCGAGCGGAGCGCGAAGCCGCCUGGACCGCGGCGUCCGUCGCGAGCCUCGAGCGGGUGCGCGUCGCCGAGGCGGAGGCGGCGCGGCUCAAGGCCGAGCAAGAGGCGCUCUUCGCCGGCGAGGAGGAGCGGCGCGCGCUCCGAGCCGAGGGCAUGCGCAGCUUGGAGGGCGAGUGGUCCGAGCAGGCGGAGCGCGAAGCCGCCUGGACCGCGGCGUCCGUCGCGAGCCUCGAGCGGGUGCGCGUCGCCGAGGCGGAAGCGGCGCGGCUCAAGGCCGAGCAAGAGACGCUCUUCGCCGGCGAGGAGGAGCGGCGCGCGCUCCGAGCCGAGGGCAUGCGCAGCUUGGAGGGCCAAUGGACCGAGCAGGCGGAGCGCGAAGCCGCCUGGACCGCGGCGUCCGUCGCGAGCCUCGAGCGGGUGCGCGUCGCCGAGGCGGAAGCGGCGCGGCUCAAGGCCGAGCAAGAGGCGCUCUUCGCCGGCGAGGAGGAGCGGCGCGCGCUCCGAGCCGAGGGCAUGCGCAGCUUGGAGGGCGAGUGGACCGAGCAGGCGGAGCGCGAAGCGGCCUGGACCGCGGCGUCCGUCGCGAGCCUCGAGCGGGUGCGCGUCGCCGAGGCGGAGGCGGCGCGGCUCAAGGCCGAGCAAGAGGCGCUCUUCGCCGGCGAGGAGGAGCGGCGCGCGCUCCGAGCCGAGGGCAUGCGCAGCUUGGAGGGCGAGUGGUCCGAGCAGGCGGAGCGCGAAGCCGCCUGGACCGCGGCGUCCGUCGCGAGCCUCGAACGGGUGCGCGUCGCCGAGGCGGAGGCGGCGCGGCUCAAGGCCGAGCAAGAGGCGCUCUUCGCCGGCGAGGAGGAGCGGCGCGCGCUCCGAGCCGAGGGCAUGCGCAGCUUGGAGGGCGAGUGGUCCGAGCAGGCGGAGCGCGAAGCCGCCUGGACCGCGGCGUCCGUCGCGAGCCUCGAACGGGUGCGCGUCGCCGAGGCGGAGGCGGCGCGGCUCAAGGCCGAGCAAGAGGCGCUCUUCGCCGGCGAGGAGGAGCGGCGCGCGCUCCGAGCCGAGGGCAUGCGCAGCUUGGAGGGCCAGUGGACCGAGCAGGCGGAGCGCGAAGCCGCCUGGACCGCGGCGUCCGUCGCGAGCCUCGAACGGGUGCGCGUCGCCGAGGCGGAGGCGGCGCGGCUCAAGGCCGAGCAAGAGGCGCUCUUCGCCGGCGAGGAGGAGCGGCGCGCGCUCCGAGCCGAGGGCAUGCGCAGCUUGGAGGGCCAGUGGACCGAGCAGGCGGAGCGCGAAGCCGCCUGGACCGCGGCGUCCGUCGCGAGCCUCGAACGGGUGCGCGUCGCCGAGGCGGAGGCGGCGCGGCUCAAGGCCGAGCAAGAGGCGCUCUUCGCCGGCGAGGAGGAGCGGCGCGCGCUCCGAGCCGAGGGCAUGCGCAGCUUGGAGGGCGAGUGGUCCGAGCAGGCGGAGCGCGAAGCCGCCUGGACCGCGGCGUCCGUCGCGAGCCUCGAACGGGUGCGCGUCGCCGAGGCGGAGGCGGCGCGGCUCAAGGCCGAGCAAGAGGCGCUCUUCGCCGGCGAGGAGGAGCGGCGCGCGCUCCGAGCCGAGGGCAUGCGCAGCUUGGAGGGCCAGUGGACCGAGCAGGCGGAGCGCGAAGCCGCCUGGACCGCGGCGUCCGUCGCGAGCCUCGAGCGGGUGCGCGUCGCCGAGGCGGAGGCGGCGCGGCUCAAGGCCGAGCAAGAGGCGCUCUUCGCCGGCGAGGAGGAGCGGCGCGCGCUCCGAGCCGAGGGCAUGCGCAGCUUGGAGGGCGAGUGGUCCGAGCAGGCGGAGCGCGAAGCCGCCUGGACCGCGGCGUCCGUCGCGAGCCUCGAGCGGGUGCGCGUCGCCGAGGCGGAGGCGGCGCGGCUCAAGGCCGAGCAAGAGGCGUUCUUCGCCGGCGAGGAGGAGCGGCGCGCGCUCCGAGCCGAGGGUAUGCGCAGCUUGGAGGGCCGGUGGUCCGAGCAGGCGGAGCGCGAAGCGGCCUGGACCGCGGCGUCCGUCGCGAGCCUCGAGCGGGUGCGCGUCGCCGAGGCGGAGGCGGCGCGCGUCGCCGAGGCGGAAGCGGCGCAGCUCGAGGCCGAGCGAGAGGUGCUCUUCGAGCAGCAGCGCGUCGCCGAGGAACAAGCCGUCACGACGGAGCAGGAGGCGCCCCUCCCGGCCAAGGUCGACACGCGAUCGCUCCGAGCGGAGGGCAUCCGCGUCCUGGAAAGCAAGUGGACCGAGCAGGCGGAGCGCGAAGCCGCCUGGACCGCGGCGUCCGUCGCGAGCCUCGAGCGGUCGUGCGUCACCGAGGAACAAGUGGUCACGACGGAGCAGGAGGCGCCCCUUCCGGUCGCGGCGUCUGUCGCGAGCCUCGAAUUGCUGCGUGUCGCCGAGCCGGAAGCGCCGCAGCUCGAGACUGAGCAGGAGGCGAGCCUCUCGCCCGCGGAAAGAAGGAGGCGCGCGCUCCGAGCGAAGGCCCAGCGCGUCGUGGAUAGCAAAUGGGCCGAGCAGGCGCACCUCGAAACAUCCUCGACUACGGCGUCCGUCGCGAGGCACGAGCGGCUGCGCGUCGCCGAGGAACAAGUGGUUACGACGGAGCAGGAGGCGCCCCUCCCGGCCGCGGCGUCUGUCACGGGCCGCGAGGGGCUGCGCGUCGCCAAGGCGGAAGCGCCGCAGCUCGAGACCGAGCAGGAGGCGAAUCUCUCGGCCGCGGAAAGAAGGAGGCGCGCGAUCCGAGCGAAGGCCCAGCGCGUCGAGGAUAGCAAGUGGGCCGAGCAGGCGCACCUCGAAACCUCCUCGACCGCGGCGUCCGUCGCGAGGCCCGAGCGGCCGCGCGUCACCGAGGAACAAUCAGCACAGCUCAAUGCCGAGGAUGACGAUCUCUCUGCGUCUGUCGCGAGCCGCAAGGGGCCGCGCGUCGCCAAGGCGGAAGCGCCGCAGCUCAAGACCGAGCAGGAGGAGGCGAGCCUCUCGGGAAACAAGGAGCCCGCGAUGUCGUCCAUGGCCAACGGCUCCCUGGGCGCCAAGGUCGUCGUCGGCCUCGCCGUCGUGGCGCCCAUCGCCGUGUUCUUCGGCGAGGCCAUCACGGGCCGCACGGAGCUCGCCGGCGCGGCGGCCGUCGUGCCCGUGCUGCUGGGCGCGCUGGUCUUCUGGGGCAUGUGGCCCGUGCUCCGGCGCAUGAGCCGCCUCGACACGCUGCGGUUCUGCUCCGGCAUGAUCCUGGUGCAGACGGUCUGGGUCGUCGUCUGCGUGUCCGUGUUCUUCCCCGACGCCGUCGCGACGGCGCUGGAGUCGAUGGCGACGACGUCCGGCGCGUUGAGCCUGCUGGCGGGCAUCUCGCUGGCGCUGGGCGACUGCGGCAUCGCGCUGACCAUCGAGCAGAUCGGCAUCGGCGUCGGGCCGCCGAUCAUCUUCACGACGAACAUCGUCUUCGGGUCGUCCAUCGACUACGCCCUCAGCGAGGACAAGUCGACGUGCCGCGGCGCCUGCCUCGGCUUCAGCGUCUGCGUCGCCGUCGUCGGCAUCCUGCUGAACAGCCUCGCGUCCGCGGCGAAGCCGCCGCCGAUCUCCGAGGCGGAGAAGGAGGGUUUGCUCGUCGACGGCGUCGCCGGCGCGCCGCCGGCGGCGGACCGAUGGCGCCGGACGCUGGAGCUCGGCGCCUGCGUCACCGUGGGCAUCUUCUCCGGCGGCUGGUCGCCGCUCCUCACGGCCGCGUCGGACGUGUCGAGCGGCAACGACGGCAACUACCUCUGGGGCUUCUACGUCAUCUUCCAGGUCGGCGAGUGCCUCGCCCUCGCCGCGCUCGUCGCGCUGGCGGCGCUCGCGCACCACGCGCCCGGCGGCAAGGCGCGCGCCGACGGCGACGGCAAGCCCCAGGCCCUCUGCGGCGGCAACUGGAAGGCCGCGCUCCGCGUCUACGGCGUGCCCGCGUCCACGGGCAUCGUCAUCGGCACGGGCUUCGUCUGCUACUUCCUCACGACGUCCGCGGACGUCGCGUCGUCCACGUCCUACGCGUUGGGCUCCUGCUGCUCGCUCGUGUCCAUGGCCUACUCCUACUUCGUCUUCCGCGAGUACGAGCACGCGCCGCCCUCCGUCGUCCUGCCCUUCAAGCUCGCGGGGGCCUGCUACGCCGUCGCCAUCUUCAUCCUCGCGCUCUCCGAGCCCGUCUUCUGCGUUGCGCGGGUAGCUGAUCAUCGCCUCCUGAAAACCAUGUCGGACGCCCUCUACGAGCCCCUCACGGUCGAGGAGCCGGAGGAGCGGUCGGCGUCCUACGGCGGCGACGCCUUUGAGCUCCUCAAAGCCGACCGCGUCUGCUACCUCGUGGCCGCGCCGCGGGCGGAGUUGUCGCGCGGCGGCGGCGUCGGCGGCGCGGCGCGGCGGCUCUGCCGGUCCCUGCGCGACGGCUGCUGCGCGCCGCCGCACCUCAAGGCGCUGGUUUUAGACGCGCGCUUCGAGUGCCGCCGCGGCGACUUUCGAGCGAUAUUGGGCGCGUCCGGUGCGGGCAAGAGCACGUUCCUGCAGGCCCUGAGCGGCCGCGCGAGCGGCGGCGUCCUCGCGGGCGCCGUGUCCCUCGACGGCUUCGCCUUCGCGCCGGGCUCGCGGCGCUUCCGCCGCGCCGUCGCGUUCGUCGCCCAGGACGACGGCGCGACGCACGCGCCGGAACUGACCUGCGGCGAAACUCUGGACAUCGCCGCGGCGCUCCGGCGGCCGCGGGAGCCGCGGGCCGCGCGACAGCGGGCCGCGGCGCGCGCCGCGCGGGACCUCGAGCUCGAGGCGUGCGCGGGCACCGCCGUCGGCGGCGCUCUAGAUAAGGGCCUCAGCGGCGGGCAGCUCCGGCGGCUGAGCGUGGCCUGCGCGACGCUGGGCACGGGCGGCCACGUCCUGAUCGACGAGCCGACGUCGGGCCUCGACUCGCGCACGGCCGCGGCGCUCUGCGCGGUGCUCCGGAGCCUCGCGUCGGGCGACCGGAGGCUCGGCGUCGCCUGCUCGAUCCACACGCCGCCCCCCGAGUGCUGGGCCGCGCUCGACGGCGUCCUCGUGCUCGCCACGGGGGGCGCCACGCUCUACGCCGGGUCGCCCGCCGGCGCCGCGGCCGCCGUGCGCGCGCGGCUCGGCGACGACGCGCCGAACGGUUCGGACGACGCCGCGGACUUCGUCGUCCGCGCGUCCGUCGCGAGGGGCGUCCCCGCGCGCUGCGCGGCGUCGGCGCCCCCGGCCGACGACCUGUUGCGCGCUUGCGAUGCUGCUGUGUACAACACGCAAACCCCGCAGCCGCCGGGAGCGGCCUGGCGGGACGAUUUGGCGGCCGCGGCGACGCGGCUUUUCUACCUGGCGAAACGGGCCAAACGGCGGCUCUUGAGCGACACGGCCUACCUGCGCGGCGUCCUCCUCGUUCGCCCGACGAUCAUCGCCCUGGGCGCGCGCGCGCUCUUCGGCGCCGUCGGCGAUCUCCGAGGCGAUCGCCUCGCGGCCGCGGAGGCGCGCGGCUGCGAGACGGGCCCGUCGGCCGCGGCCCAGGACUGCUGCGCCGUCCUCUUCUUCUUCGUCGCCUACGCGGCGAUGAACUCCCUCGAGGCCAUCCCCCAGCUCUUCGCGCGGCGCGCGGCCUACGCGCGCGAGCGCGACGCGGACGCCUGUGCCGAAUUCGACCACUGCUCGGCGGACGCGGUGAGCCCGCCGCUCGAGGCCGUCGUCGCCGCGGCGAGCCGGCUGCCGCUGCUGGCGGGGUCGCUCCUCGUCUUCAGCGCCAUCGCCGUGCCCCUGCUCGGCUUCCUCGCCGCGCCGGCCCACGCCGCGACGCGACGCGACGAAGAGCCCUGCGGCUUCUGGGACACGGGAGGCUGCGACGGCGGAACCCCGACGGCCGCGAAGCUCCGCUUCUUCGGCCAGGUCUACGCGGUCGUCCUCGCCUUCCAGUGGACGGCCUACUGGGCGGCGCUGGCCCUCGCCUGCGCCUGCCCGUCGGCGGCCGUGGCGCUCGGCGCCUUCCCGGCGCUGUUGAUGGUGAACCUCACGCUCAGCGGCUUCAACGUGCCGCUGCCGGGGCUCUCGAAGCCCCUCCGGGUGCUCGCGGCGGCGUCGCCCUGCCGCUACGCCUUCGAGGCGCUCUGCGCGCUGGCGCUGCGGCCCUGGCCCGGCGGCGACGACGUCCUCGACUUUUAUUUCGGCGACGGGCGGCCGGCGGAACCCCUCGCGCCGUGCUUGCUCGCGCUCUGCGGCUGCGGGGCCGCGGCGCUCGCCGGCGUCUACGCGGCGCUCGCCGCCGCGCCGCCGGCGCCGCGGCGGCCCGUGAAGCGGUCGCGGCUCCGCGGGGCCGCGGCCGGCGCGCUGCGGCGCGCGCGCGACGGGUUCGACGCGCCCGCGCCCGACGGCGGCGACGACCGCGACGAGCCGGCGGACGCGACGAUCGAGCUCGCGGACCUGGGCGACGGCGCGGCCCGGGGCGACGGCCGCGUCGCCCUGGGCUUCACGGCCGUCCACUACCGCGUGCCCGCCGUCUCCGCGCGGUGGGCGCGCGGGGACGCCGCGCCGCCGCUCCACCUGCUGCGGGGCUGCGACGGCGCCGCGGAGCCCGGCGAGCUCGUCGCGCUCCUGGGCGCGUCGGGCGCGGGGAAGACGACGCUGCUGGACGUGCUGGCGGGCCGCGCGACGCGGGGCGUCGUCGACGGCGCCGUGCUCUACAACGGCGCGCCCUUGUGCGACGGCGGCCGGCGCCAGCUGGCCUACGCGCCGCAGGACCUCGCGCACGUCGCGUCGCUGGCCACGCUCGCGCCGGGCCUGGCGCUGCGCUACGCCGCGCGGCUCCGGGGCGUCGAACCGCGGGACGCGCCGCGGCGCGCGGCGCGGCUCCUCGCGUUCGCGCGGCUGGGGGGGUUGCGCGCCGACGCGGCGAUCGGCGAGCUCUCCGGCGGCGAGCUGCGGCGCCUCGCGCUGGCCUACGAGGUGGCCCACGCGCCGGCGUUGGUUUUUUGCGACGAGCCGACGACGGGCCUGGACGGCGUGAACGCGGGGAGGGUCGUGGACGGGCUGCGGCGCCUGGCGGACGGCGAGGCGCUGGACGCCGAGGCCGCGGAUCCCCGCGCGGUGCUCGCGACGGUGCACCAGCCGUCGCCGGCGGCCUUCGCGAGAUUCGACCGGCUGCUGCUCCUGGCGGCGGGGCGCGUCGUCUACUUUGGGGACGCGAGGGACGCGGAGGCGUAUCUCGCGGGCGAGCCGUGCCGGGGACUGUCGUCCGGCGACGCGGCGGCCUUUGCCGUCGCCGUCGCCGCUGGCACGGUGGCGACGAGCGACGGCCGGCCGGCGCUCAACGCCGAGGCGCUCGCCGACGCCUUCGCGGCGUCGGCCGCGGGCGCCGCGGCGCGGUCGGCGGUCGCGCGCGCGUCCGCGAGCCCGACGACGGACGCGGCGCGCGCGGCGCGCGCGGCCGCGACGGCCGCGCUCCCGCCCUUCCCGCUGUCGUUCCCGGCCCAGGCGCGCGUGCUCGCCGCGCGCGGCGCGGCGCGCCUCGCGCGGGAGCGGGGCUACCUGGCCGCGUGCGCGUGCCGCGGUUUCGUCGUCGUGGGCGCGUACGCGGCGCUCUACCGCGACGUCGAGCGCGACGCCUGCGCGGCGUCCUACGACGCGCUGGGUUUGCUCUUCUUCGUGCUGCUCUUCGUGGUCAUGACCCAGGUCCAGUCCGUGGCGCUGGUCUUCGGGGAGCGGACGCUCUUCGAGCGCGAGCGCGCGGCGAAGGCGUACGCGGCGGGGCCCUACGCGGCGGCGACGUUCGCGGUCUACGGGCUCUUCGCGUUCGGCAACGCGUUCCUGGUCGCCGCCGCCGUCGCGCUCGCCUGCGGGCUCGGCGGGGGCGACGGGCGGCGCGUCGCGGCGCUAAGCGGCGUCGCCGGGCUCGCGGGCGCGGGCGGCUUCGCGCUCUGCGCGGGCCUCGCGGCGGUCGCGCGGACGCCCCAGGCGGCGACCAUGCUCUUCAGCCUCGCGUCGUUUCUGGCCGUCGCCCUCGCGGGCUACCUCGUCAAGCUCCCGGGCCUGCCGCGGCCGCUGCGCGCCGCGGCCGCGCUCUCGUUCCCGCGCUGGGCCUACGAGGCCGCGGUGCUCCACGAGUUCGCGGGCCGGCCCGAGCUCCUCGGCGGCUCCGGCUACGAGGACGCCCUCUUCCGCGCCUACGGCUUCGAGGACGCGACGGUCGGCGCCUGCGUCGCCGCGCAGUGCGCGCUGCUCGCGGCGCUCCUCGCGGCCCACUUCGCCGCGCUCCGGCGCAUGAUGGCGUCGCGGACCGCGGCCUUUAGCGGGACGAACUGGAUGACGACGAAGAGCUUCGGCUCGACGCUCAACGCCGCCGGGAGCUCGAUCACGCGGACCCAGUCCUUCAAGGAGGAGCCCCGGUCGUUCCCCGGGCAGCCCCGGCGCGAGGGCGACUGCAGCCUCUUCCUCAAGUACAGCAGCCCCGCGAACCCCAUGGUCGUGACGCGGUCCGCGCCCGUGGGCGCGCGGCCGCGGGACCCGGACCAGGGGCCCCACGAGGUCUUCCCCCAGUUCAGCGAGGUCGCCGACUCGUGCGUCGCGCCGAGCCUCGCGGCGCCGCGGCCCAUGUCGCGCACCAUCAUCGCGUCGGGCCCGCGGGCCGUGCGGCCCCAGCGGUCCCACGCGCCGACGACGCCGUCCUUCUCCAACAGCUUCCAGCGCCUCCAGAAGAACCAGUCCUCGAAGACGGGCACGCUCACGCAGCGCGCGGGCUACAACAUCACCAACGACCUCACGCCGGCGCCGACGUCGGUCUCGUCGCCGCGCGCGGCGGUGCUCAUCGUGGGCAUCGCGCGGUCGCUGUUCCUGCCGCGCGUGCACGUGCUCACCCGGCGCUACCUCGUCGACGCGCUCGCGUCGCGGGGCGCGCGCGUCGACGUCUUCCUGCGGCUGGACAAGACGAUACAGAAGACCGAGGGCUCGGAGGCGCAGCGCCACGGGGGCGGCGGCGCGCGCGGCAUCGCGGAGCGCGCGGGCACGCUGCCCGAGUCCGUGCUCGCGCCCAUGCUCGCCGCGCUCCGGCCCCGGAAGACGAGCUGGUUCGUCGCCGGCGGCGACGAGGGCGCCGCGGACGCGGACGUCUUCCGGGAGGACGGCGCGCUGCGGCCCUGGGCGUCGCUGAGCAACGCGAGCCGGGGCGUCGCGCUCAUGCGCGCCUUCGACCGGCCGCUCUGGUCCCAGCUCUGGAACCGCGCCGUCGCGCGCGCGGAGGCCGUCGCCUACGGGAAGGCCCGCGGCUUCGCGUACGACUACUUCGUCGUCGCCCGGUCCGACGUCUGCUGGUACCGGCCCGCGCCGCCGCUCCAGGCCUUCUCCCGGGACCACGUGACGACGCCGGACGUCUGGAUGCUGACGGCCAACGACCAGUUCGCCGUCGCGCCGGCGGGGCCGCGCGCGGACGGGUUCCUGGACAUGGACGCGGCGGGCGCGUGGUGGUGCUUCGGCAACGCCUACGGCGGCUCGCCCUUCCACACGACGACGCCCCCGAAGCGCGCGUGCCUCGCGGCGCCCAUCGCCGCCGCCGUGCCGGCGCGCCUGGGGCCCUUCGGGGCGGCCGGCGACGAGCGAGUCAUCGCGGACGACGUCGUGGACCACUACUGCUGCACGGGCGACCGCGGCACGCUCUUCAACACGGACGUGGGCCACACGGAGCACCUCCUGGCGCGCAAGAUCUGCGGCUUCGCCGGGAAGCACGCCUGCGGCGACCACUUCGGCGGGUUCAAGCACCUCGACAUGCGGCGGUUGGUCCAGACCGUGGUCCGGUCCACGGGCGGCGCGGACUGCGGCCGCCUCAUCAACUACCAGGGCAACAAGGCCAUCCGGGCCUUCGGGCGGCCGAGCGUGGCCAACUACCUCACGUGCGUCCUGGCGUUCCACGACUGCGAGUUCAGGGACCGCGCGCGCGCCGUGCUCGGGCCCUGGAGCGGGUCGCCCGUGGCCGACCGCGCCGCGGGCUUCGCGCCCGAGGCCAUGGCGAGGCGCUGCGCCUGGCCGCCGGCGGCGCUGGGGCCCGACGGCGACGCCGCGCGGCCGACGCGCCUCGAAACCGGCGGCGGCGCGUGCGUGACCGUCGCGACGCGCGAGGGCGUCGACGUCGCGGCCUUCCACCUGUCGCUCGCGCCCUGCGUCGCCGAGGUCGCGCCCGACGACCUCUUCGCCGGCCCCGUGCACGGCCUCGGCCACGCGAAGCCUUUGGCCCAUUCUCCCACUCAGCUCUUCGCGCCGCUGCGGCCGCGGGCGGGCGCGGGCGGCGUCGAGCUCCUCUGGCUCGACCCGCGGUGGCACGCGGACUGGCGCUGCGUCGUCGCGCCGCCAAACGGGGGGGCGCUGCGCCUCGGCGCCUGCGCGGGGCUCGGCGAGCGCCGCGGCAAGCCGCCGGGCGACCCGGGGACCGCGUUCGCCCACUCGGGAAACGGCGCGGCGCCGCUCGUCGACGGCGCGUCGGGCCUCUGCGUCGUCGGCUCCGCCGUGCUCGCCGCGGGGCCCUGCGCCGCCGCCGUCGAGGUCGCGCUCGUCGAGCCGCGCGCCUAA